This is a messenger RNA of Penicillium malachiteum, 330 nucleotides long. RefSeq lists its product as uncharacterized. Lineage: Eukaryota; Fungi; Ascomycota; Eurotiomycetes; Eurotiales; Aspergillaceae. The transcript has 2 exons. The record is from RefSeq and is a predicted model, not a curated record. Bases 1 to 330 code for a protein of 109 amino acids.
AUGUGGGAACUUGAGGAGUGCCUGAUAAAUGGCCCACCUCUACAAUCAGCAGGCAUCCCAGAUAUGGUUAUAAUCAACCAAAGAUCCUCGUUACUUCUUGUUGUCGAGCUCAAGACCCCAUGGAUCUACGCCACUUCGACAUUGUCUAGGUGUCCUAAACAUAUACAACGAGACAAUUUUCCUACGACAGCAGAUUUCCAACCAGAGAUGGCAGCUCGAAUAUUCACCGGUUAUAAGUCAUGCAAUUCUCAGAUUGGCCAAGACCUACUCCGUCCUGUGGGAUCAGGAUAUGGUUGCGGACUCAAUCUGGCAGCUCCAGCCAAAAGGUGA